UCACUGGUUUUGUAGGGGAAAGGUCAUACCGAGUUGGGUGUCUGUGCACCCAACAGUACAUUAUUUGAAGCUUCCAGGAGAACAUCUAGAACAAAAAGUGUGUCCGACAAGUUUGGACUUUUCAUUUGUCAUCAUGGCACUGCUCAGAGGGGUAUUCAUUGUGGCUGCCAAGCGCACGCCAUUCGGUACUUACGGCGGCGUCCUGAAGGAGCACAGUGCAACAGACCUGGCCGAGCACGCGGCCAAGGCUGCCCUGGGUGCAGGAAAUGUGGCACCCGAGCUCAUAGAUAGUGUCAUCAUCGGGAACGUCAUGCAGAGUUCAGCGGACGCUCCCUACAUCGCACGCCACGUUGGUCUGAGGUGCGGAGUUCCCAUCCCAGUCCCCGCUCUCACUGUCAAUAGGCUGUGUGGAUCUGGUUUCCAGUCCAUCAUCAAUGGCGCUCAGGAGAUUUGUGUGAAGGACUCUGAGGUGGUAUUGUGCGGUGGUUCCGAGAGCAUGAGCCAGGCUCCAUAUGCCGUACGCAAUAUCCGAUUCGGUACAAAAUUUGGAUUUGAUCUCAAGCUGGAGGACACCUUGUGGGCGGGGUUGACUGAUCUACACGUAAAAAUCCCAAUGGGCAUCACAGCAGAAAACCUGGCGGAGAAGUACAAGGUUACACGAGAGGAUUGCGACAACUACGCGUACCAGACGCAGCAGAGGUGGAAAGCAGCUCAUGAGGCUGGCCACUUCAAUGCUGAAAUCGCUCCGAUUGAUGUGAAAGCAAAGAAAGGCAACGUGUCCAUGGCUCAGGAUGAACACCCUCGUCCUCAGACCACAAUGGAACAGAUGGCCAAACUGCCUACAGUUUUCAAGAAGGGAGGCACUGUUACUGCUGCUAAUGCUUCAGGUGUGUCAGACGGCGCUGCCGCAGUGGUGAUUGCCAGCGAGGAUGCGCUCGGUCAACACAAGCUCACUCCACUGGCCAGAAUUGUGGCCUAUCAUGUGUCGGGCUGUGACCCGAGCAUCAUGGGAAUUGGCCCAGUUCCAGCCAUCACCGAAGCUCUCAAAAAAGCAGGACUGUCACUCAGUGACAUGGACCUGGUUGAGGUGAAUGAGGCCUUUGCUCCCCAGUACUUGGCUGUAUCCAAGGCUCUCGGACUAGAUCCAGAAAAAAGCAACGUUAACGGCGGCGCUAUUGCCAUCGGACAUCCUCUCGGAGCUUCAGGGGCUCGCAUCACCGCUCACCUGGUUCAUGAACUCAGGCGACGAGGCGGAAAGUACGCCGUCGGAUCAGCUUGCAUUGGAGGCGGUCAAGGAAUCGCCAUCGUCCUUGAAAAGUGCUGAAUGUGCUGUCAAACCGUGAAGAAGAAGAAUGCCAUUAAUGUUGAAUCACAUGAUCACAUUCAGACAAAUGCUGCUUACAUACACACCACAUUGCAUUUUGAUUCAUAAGCAGGAAGGACCGAUUCCUGGUUUAUUCUGAGACUUAGGCCUACUGUCCAGUACAAUAUGAUUUACAGUCGAAUUGUGGUUUCCUCUUAACCAUUUGCAACAUCGCUCUAUUUACAAAAAAUAAUGUAGAUACAUGUUGCAGUCCGGUGUUGCCUUACUUUAAGUUAAUGACAUAACUGUAUUAGUAUUACAACCUAAUGGAUGAUUUGUGUCGCUUUUACCUCAGGGUAUAUUAAAAUGCAUAAAUGGUAUGUAUAGUAUACAUUUGCCUUGUAUUUUGAUCACUCCGCCACAGAUCAGCUGUACUUUACACUUCAUAUAUUUUGUAUUUCUGCGCUAGUUGAUCUGAAUAAAAAUACAUUUUGGGAAGAAUC
This is a messenger RNA of Hippocampus comes (tiger tail seahorse), 1806 nucleotides long. RefSeq names its product acetyl-CoA acyltransferase 2 (gene acaa2). The record is from RefSeq and is a predicted model, not a curated record. Gene Ontology annotation, molecular function: acetyl-CoA C-acetyltransferase activity. The coding region runs from base 134 to 1324 and encodes 396 amino acids. Gene Ontology annotation, biological process: fatty acid beta-oxidation. NCBI's taxonomy places the organism in Eukaryota, Metazoa, Chordata, Actinopteri, Syngnathiformes, Syngnathidae. The transcript has 10 exons. Gene Ontology annotation, cellular component: mitochondrion.